Molecule: messenger RNA, 4777 nt
Organism: Melanotaenia boesemani (Boeseman's rainbowfish)
Lineage: Eukaryota; Metazoa; Chordata; Actinopteri; Atheriniformes; Melanotaeniidae
Product: aryl hydrocarbon receptor nuclear translocator-like protein 1
Exons: 18
Coding region: 428-2113 (561 amino acids)
Biological process (GO): regulation of transcription by RNA polymerase II
Cellular component (GO): aryl hydrocarbon receptor complex; nucleus; transcription regulator complex
Molecular function (GO): RNA polymerase II cis-regulatory region sequence-specific DNA binding; protein dimerization activity; DNA-binding transcription factor activity, RNA polymerase II-specific
Source: RefSeq, a predicted model, not a curated record
AAGAAGGAAAGAAAAAAAAAAAAAAAAAUCAUAGCUACUAGGAGGAGGGCGAGAAAAAAUGAAGUCAAUUAUACAACAGUCAGGCUCUACGAAGCUCCCUCCUUUCCUCCUCUCCCAUGCAUUACUACUACAUCUGGUGGCUGCGCUGCGGCGCUCUGUAUCAUCCACCGGGCACGCCGGCUCCAGUCUGUAGGCAUGUCAGCUGGGAGCUCUGAGGGGACCGGAGACAAACUAGCAGACAGUCUCAUCAUGAGUUGUGGAUUUAACUGGACCAGGUUGUUAAACGUUGUGUUGCAGAAAACAGUGGCUAGCUGAUCAUGCUGCAGCAGAGGAGGGGCCAAGUCAAGCAGGAUGCUCGAAGCCAGCUGUCGAGCUUCCAAGGAAACGAAAAGGAGAUGUAGAAGAGAGCCAAACCCUCGACCUGCAGAUGGAUGAGGACUUCAGCAGAUCUGAGGGGGAAGAUCAGCAAGUCAAGAUGAAAUGCUUCAGAGAGCCUCAUCGACAGAUUGAAAAGCGGCGGAGGGACAAAAUGAAUACUCUCAUUGAUGAGCUAGCUGCUAUGAUCCCUUCCUGCCAGCUCAUGGCUCGAAAACUUGAUAAACUCACUGUACUACGGAAAGCUGUACAACACCUGAAAGCCCUCAAAGCUGGUACAAGCAGCGCCUUUACAGAUACCACCUCCAAGCCUUCUAUCUUGCCUCAUGAUGACCUUCGUCACCUUCUGCUUAGGGCUGCAGAUGGUUUCCUGUUAGUUGUAAGUUGUGAACGGGCAAAAAUUCUGUUCAUCUCAGAGUCUGUCUCCAAGAUCCUCAACUUCAGCCCGUUGGAGUUGACUGGGCAGAGCUUGUUCGAUUUCAUUCACCCCAAAGAUAUCAACAAGGUGAAGGAACAGCUGUCAUAUUCAGAGAUGGUCCCUCGCCAACGCCUCAUUGACGCAUCAACUGGGGUUCAGGUUCAGGUGGAGCCCCUUGUAACGACAUCCCACUUAACCACUGGAACUCGCAGAUCCUUCUUCUGUCGAAUGAAGCACACUCGAGUUGCAGGAAAGCAUGAAGACAAGCACUCAUUGCCCAGUACCUCUAAAAAGAAAGAUACUCACAGAUACUGUACCCUCCAUUGCACUGGAUACAUGCGGAGCUGGCCGAGCAGCCAGCUAGAAACAGAGGGUGAUGCCACCGAUAAGGAAACCUUAAGCCUAAACUGCCUGGUGAUGGUGUGUCGUCUCCUCCCACAUGUUUCCCACCAGUCCUCCAAAGACAUCAAUGUCAAAGCCACUGAGUUCGUUACCCGCUGUGCAAUCGACGGCAAGUUCACUUUUGUGGAUCAACAAGCCACAACAAUCAUCGGUUAUUUGCCACAGGAAGUUCUGGGCACGUCCUGCUAUGAAUACUUCCACCAGGACGACCUGCAGCACCUCGCAGGGAAACACAGGCAAGUUCUUCGAAGUAAGGAGAAGAUUGAAACACAGUGCUACAGGUUUAAAACUAAAUAUGGCUCCUAUGUUUCGCUCCAAAGUCAGUGGUUUAGUUUCACAAAUCCAUGGACCAAAGAAGUUGAGUUUAUUGUGUCUUCAAACAGGGUCAUCUCGGGACCUAAUACCACAAAAGGUGAUGAGGAAGCAGGUAACUCAAAAGCACUUAAGGAUGACACCAAAGAAGUACCAGAAAUUCCUGGCCUCUCUUGUGGUGUGGGCACAAUGAUCUACGCAGGCAGCAUAGGGACCCAAAUUGCAAAUGAGCUUUUUGACUCCUACAGAGCAAACUCGUCCCCAUCAAGCGGAGCUUCGAGUCCAUUUGACCCUCUCCAAGAGAAAUUUCCACAGACCAGCAGCAGUGUGACUGACGUACUCAGGACAUCCAGCAGAGAGGAGGCAGCAGGCAGCUCUUCACAGUCCCAGUGCCAGUCCGAAUCAGGCGCGUCAGCAGGUGCCAGUGGUUCAACGUCUGAGAGCACAGGUGAGCCAUCCCAGCUGGACCUGGAGAGCAUGGUGGUUCCAGGAUUGAGCAGCUUCAGCAGCGAUGAGGCAGCCAUGGCGGUCAUCAUGAGUUUGCUGGAGACAGAUGUAAACAUGGGUCAAUCGGGAGAUCUGGAGGAUUUACACUGGCCUUUCUAGAGGAAACUGCUCAGAGUUUCAACCACUCUCUCCCAGUUUUUGUGCCGUUCCUUGCCAUUUGCUGAAAACUUUAUGAUUUGGCUAGUUCUGAACUGAAGGCUUCUUUGAACUUGCACAACUGAACCCACUGGACUUGUACUAAAGGGCACAAUAUGUCAUAUUUGAGGAAUACUGUGACUGUGAUCAAUGACCCCGUACCUCGCUUGGUUCCUGCUUUAAGGAAAUUUGAGGUUACAGGGGCCCUGAAGCCUUCGGUGAGUCUUCCUCAGUGACACCUUAGCAUCUCAAGAGGGCCUAGAUCAAGACUUUCCACAGCAGAACAAUACAUUUGCUAUGCUGUGACCAAGGCAAGUAAAAGAUUCAGACUCCUCCCAUGAGUAGUGCUGCUAGAGAAACCUCUCAGAGCUUUGAUAUUUGCGCAUCCUUUGGUAUAGGGUGAUGACUGUCACACGUCUCAUUAUGAAGUCUGAUUACUACUUUUUACUGGUUUUUAAAGCUCUACAUGAGAAGAAUACUCUGAUGAGUAAUGGUUUGUCUGAUUUUAUGUCAAGUGAGCGAGGAGAGCUUGUAGGAGAUCAGAUUUUUUAUCCUCUUAAUGAGAAUUACAGAUGAAUUAGCUCACAUGGAGUUGCCGCAGGGCUUGCACCACCACCACAGGUCCAGUUACAUUCCACUUUGAUCAUUUUAACAACACACAGCACAAGGGGUGGGUAAAUAGAAAUAGGUGUAGUUCAUUCUUAUUUUUGUCAAAAUUUCACUUGUAACAAUAGAACAAGAAAAAAACAAACAAAAAAAAAAAACAACAAAAAACUGGAUCUCAACUUGAAUAGAUCGACGCAGCCUUCUGUGUGACGUAUUGCGGCAACAUACUCCCAGUUAUUUUGUACUUCACCUACAAAAGGGUAAGCAUUUGGCAAAAUUCAGGAUUUUUAAAUGUUAUACUUAGCUUUGCAAGGCCAAGCUGAUUUCUUGUUUUUUUUUUUUUUUUUUUUUUGCACAUACUAUUAUGUCUCAUCCAAAACAGACUCCUUAAUUUCCCACCCAGUCCCAGAGUAAAAUGUCAUUUUAUGUUUUUUAUAGAAACGGUGGAUCUAUAUAAACUUAUUUCUUACAUUGCCAUGAUCCUUUUCUUGAAACUGCUCUGGUGUGCUUUGUCCUCCACGAGUGUGAGCCUUAUCACAAGGGUGUUACAUCCCUGGGCUGCCAAAGAGUGGCCUUUGCUUUUUCACCUUGUUUUGUUGUAAUUACAGUUUUGUACCAGUCUCUCUUCAUUUUAGGUGUAAAAUACAGCCUUUCAUAACAUAAAGCAUCACUAGGCAACAACGUGAAGAAACACCAGCUUCUUCCAUCUGAGACACUUUAAAAUUACAUGUAUUUGUGGCUGAGAAACAUUGAUAUUUGACUUGCAUAUCAACAUGUAUUUGUCAUUUAUAGAAAUGUAAAAUGGCAAUAAUUUUCUUUGGUGACUGGGCUGUUCACUUGAAGAACAAUGACUUACUCCAGUGCUAACAUUAAAAAAAGAGCUUUUUGUCUAGAAUUGAUUUUAAAUUGUGACAUCCCCUGAUUACAAUAACGUGAAAUGGAAAAGAAUAAUCAGAUUACCAAUGAGUCCCACCCAAACAAACAAUGUGCAAUAUUUGUUUAAGAGAAGUCAAACAGAUUCUAAACAUUUAUUUUAACAAAUUAUUUUAAAAAAGGCUGUGAUGUGCUACCACUGUGUUGAGCUUUUACUUAGCUGGCCAAGCACUUUUUAUACUUUUAUAUGCUUUGCUAUUAUUUAAGCAAAGCAUAUAAUUGACAGACUAAAAUUUAUGUACCACAUCAUCAUCUGGCAUUUAAAAGCAUUCGCAAUGAGAGCUAAUUCUCUCAAAAAAUACAAGGGAAUGUCUUUCAAGGCUUUACUUCAGGACUGUUUUUGAUAAAAAUAAAUACUUGAAUAUUGACUCUUGUUUACACUGUUGGUCCCUGGAUAAAUAGCAGCUUUGUUGCAAAGAAAAAUUUCAAAAUUCAGACUUCCUGUUGUGUGGAAAGAAGCUCAAACCAAGCAGUAAAACAUUUUUUUUCAAAGGUUCAAAAUACUAAAUUAUUGUAAACUAGUUUUGCCAGCCAUUUUAAAGUUUCCAGUUGGAGGCCAGAAUCCCAAUUUGAAAUUUUACUAAUCAUUAUGACAGUUUUACUUUUAAAAGUUAGAGAAAUAGUUUCUAACAAGUGAAAGCCUAAUAUCCAAGCAAAAAGAAAAGAUUUAUAUUCAUUUUUACAUUGAGGAUUUUUGAUUUGAUUUGCAUGUCUAAAGCCCUAGAAUGCCUAUACUGUUUCUUUACAUAUCAGGUUUUUAAUGAGCUCCAGACAGCUGUAAAAGUGACCCUCUGAACUGGGAAAAUAUGGAAGACCCACCACAGAUAAGAGAAUGUGUUAACUAGAGUCAACUUGCUUUCGCGUGUCAUUUUUUUUAUAUCCUUCCUGUUACCAUAUAAAUAGUAUUUCAACAGUUCAUAAUGGCACAGAAAUUUAUGUAGGAUUUGUGUUACCAAAUCCAAUUAUGCUUUUGUCACUGAAUGUCCAACUACCACAUUAUCCCACCUUGUACCAUCUCAACAUUGUUUAAAAAGCAGCUAAUCUGAAUGCAUAAAUGUGAAGGGCAGUUUAGAGAGGUCCUUGUUUGCU